This is a messenger RNA of Pelobates cultripes (western spadefoot toad), 19770 nucleotides long. The record is from the annotation of a GenBank genome assembly. Lineage: Eukaryota; Metazoa; Chordata; Amphibia; Anura; Pelobatidae.
CACGUGGUGUGAGCUCCAUGGCCACUUCCUAGAGUCCCUGGGAUGCCCGUGAGUAGCGAGGCUGUUGGCAUAGGAACACGUUCCAUCAUUAAUAAGGUAGAUGUGCUGUUUGUGCCAUUCAUGACUGUCCAUCAGGUUACUCACUAAAGUGAGCUUUGUGGGGAUAAUGAAAAGGGAACUUCAGAUUGUAGGCCAUCAUGUUAAAAUAUCAGGUUAAAACGAAGAAUAUGACUUAAAACAAGAAUGGGGGGGUGAAAAGGGAGAUGUUCAGGAAGAAAUCUGAAAAAGAGAGGGUAAAAAAAAAAGUUAAACAGUUAAAGGGGCAUUCCAAGCACCAUAACAACUUCAUUUAGAUGAGGUUGUUAUUGUGUCCAAACUGUCCUAUAUAUAUUCACAUUAAGAUACAUUAUUUCCACCAGCUCACAUGUGGAAUUAGGGUUUUUUGAUGGUCCAUUUGUUAAAGGGCCAGGGUAAGCAGCAUGGCCACUGCAACUCAGCCUAGGAAUUAUGUUUCCCAGAAAUUCGAUUUAAGAGCUGUGUCACUGUAACAACUCUCUCCAACACAGCAGAGAGCCCUCCCUCUUUUUCCACAUUGAUAAAAACAGGAUUUACACUAAUGCAUUAUUAUUGUCAAUAAUUCCUAAUCUGGAUAACCUAGAUUAUCAGAGAAUGCUGGGCUAACUCACUGCAACUGCUCUCAGACAGUCCCUGUAGUACAGGUUAUAGAAAUUCAUAAUGAGGGAUAGUAAAUUCUAAAUAGAAGGGGGUGGGGGAUUCUCUGUGUUCAGGAGAAAGCCCAAUUUUUUUUUCUAUCAUACUGUUACUAAAUGGUAUGACAAAAAAAAAACAAAAAACAGGACAGCACCCAGAGAUUCUUCGCAACAUACUCACUACAUUGCUGGUUAUAUAGUUUACAGUGCCUAUCUAAAUGUGAUUUAUGUUUGUAUUAUUUUUCCAUAUUUUUUUUUGGAGGGGAGGUAGACUGUAAUACAGACUUCAUAGUCAACCAGUGUGUAUUAUAUGCAUUGUGAUCUGCUGUGAUGGUAAAAUGAGGUUGCAUGCAUGCUUGUGGUAUGAUUGAAAGCACGUUAAAGUGGCUCUGUCACCGUCUGGGGUCUUUGGAUAGUUUGCAAAAAUCCCUGACUGUGGCAUCAAUGCUAAGAAUCCUGUGAUCAUGGGAGGCAGGGGAAGGUGAGAAUUACUUGCGCAUGAGUGAGAGUACAGCAUUGAGGUCUAUGGAGAAUCUCGCGCGACUGCAGGAUCCUCCAUAGAAAGAGUUUUUUGGGUUUUUUUUUUUUUUUUUAAGCUGAAGUGGUCUGGGUGCCUAUAGUGGACCUUUAAUUAAAUACUAAGAAGUGACACCGUCGCUUUAAAAGUUGAAUUCUUUUGGCUGAGCAAGAAGGGUAAGAAACUAAUGGGCAAAUAGGGCAUACAUAUCCAGCAGUGAUAGUGGUAAUCAAACAAAAUGAUUUAAACAUAUGUGUGUGAAUUUGUUUUCUCAUACUCUGUUAGAAGCAUUGUUAAAAAUACAUUCAGGAUUUGUUUUCUUCUUUGUAAAUGACCUGUCAUGGUGUUGCUGAAUGACUUGCUUUGGGAAAUGCCCACAUAGGAGCCAAAAAUCACAAUAAUAAUUUUGUUCUAUUUCCCUUAGAGAUGUCUACUGCAAAAGAGAAAAAAUAUGCAAAGAGGAUGCGCAAUCAGCCAUCCAGUGUGAGCCUAACUUCCGAUGUCACUGCUGACCGUGGCAGCAGACCUGCCGAACAUGGGUCUCGAGGAAAUGUUCACUCACACAGAGGUAUUUGUACUACAGAUAUUUGGAAACACAUGUUCUGUAACUUGGGAAAAAAAUAGAAUUCUUGGAUCCCAAGGUAGUUAUACAUUAACAACAUUUUGGCCUGAAAUGCAUGCUGCUGUUUUCUGCAAUACAAUAAUUGCUGACAUCUAUUUUUUAUAGCAUAAUUAUAAGUGACUCACAUAUUUAAUGAUAAUGAAUAUUGCGAUAAUAGUUUAAUUUAUCCAAAUGGUUGUUAAAGCUCUUUGUUUCCUGGGAUAAGCAUGAGCGAGCGUUGUUGAAGAUUGUACUUGUUAUGUUGCUGGGUUUUGUUUUUUUUCUUUUCACAGUAUAAUGUAAAAUGACUUGCACUCACAGCUGCGCACAGAUAGUGAAAUAUUGUGAUUUGUUAUUAAUAGUGAAAAAAGUUACAUUUGUGUAGAACUUUUCCCGUCGUUGGAUCUUUUGCGAUUUUUGGUUAGCUUGAGUGUUGUAUGCAAAAUGUAUUGUUUUACAAGCACGCAUAAAAAUAACAUUUAUUUAUUUUUCCUUUAACUCUUAAAUUACAUUGGUGGAUGGUUUCUCAGUAACUGUGCAAAGGAACUCUCCUGGCACCAUAAUAACUGCAGUGCUCUGUAGUGGUUAUGGUGCUCUGAGUGCCAUGCCACUCCCCUCUAUGUAACUUGUUAAACUAUUUCCUGACGCUUUGACAACUGACUUUGGAUCCUCCAUGCCCCGGUCACCAACUUCAUAUGAUCCAGAAUCUCUGUGUAUCGAGCUAAGAUCGGCAGUGAUAACCUGAUGGUCUCAGCCUGUGAGUUAGCCCUGCAGGGCUUAGAGGAUGAGGUUGGCCUCUGGUAGGCCCCAGGAAAGUUGUAAAACUGUUAGCAAACAAUUUACACUGAAGGGGUGCGAAUUCAAUCAUUGCACCAUAACAACUACAGCACACUGAAGUGGUUAUGAUGCCUGGAGGAUUCCUUUACAUUAUCAUGAGAUCAUUUACAUGUAAUUUAAAUUUUGUUGACACAAGGAUAGUACAAAGUAACUACUUUGCUAGACUUAGCCCUUUAAUGAUCUUCCUUUUUAUGUCCUAUAGUUUUGAAAGGCACCUUAGUAAACAGGAAAAAUCUGAUACAAUGCCUUCUAUUUUAUACAGUGAGGGCUAGAGCAUUCCCUGUCUGAUGAUGUUCUAUAAUAUGGAUAGUUGCACUAUGACCGUUACAAUCAAUUUUUCAUCUUUUUAGAUAGUCACCCUGGCUCUUCCGGACAGCACCAGAGGUAUUCAAAUCAAUCUCCCUUCCAGUCAAGAGGAGGGAGAGGCAGAAGUGGACCAGCUGACGCACAUCUCGUGCCUAAAUAUAUAACAGGUACCUGCAUAACAUUAAGCAGUUCAUCUCACAUUGUGAGCCCAAAACUCCACAGGCUGCAGGUUCUAACCGAAAGUGUAACUGUAUGUAUCAAGUAUUCUAGAAAGAUCCACACACACAGCUGCAUCUUCUUUUAUGAAAUAAUCUAAAAUAAUAAUUUUUAAAAAUGCAUUGCACAGUGUUAAAGAAAAGUAAUUGAAAGCCAUAUUAUAUUUUGGAAAACCAAUAUUAAAGGAUCACUAUAGUGUCAGGAAAACAACCCUUAGGUCCCCCCCACCCUCAAGGCCCCCUUCAAGCUGGGCUGGAGGGGUUUAAACCCUUUCAGCAACUUACCUUUAUCCAGCGCCGGGCUCCCUUGGCGCUGGUGACCUCUCCUCCCCCGCCAACGUCAGCUCCCGAGUGGAGCGGAAUGCGCGUGCGCGGCAAAAGCCGCACGCGCAUUCAAACAGUCACAGGAAAGCAUGUCUCAAUGCUUUCCUAUGGACGUUCUGCACGCUGAAUGCGAUUUUCGCAUUCCAGCGUCGCAGAAGCGCCUCUAGCGGCUAUGUUUACAUCUGAAGGGUUAAAACCUGGGGGACCUGGCACCCAGACCACUUCAUUGAGCUGAAGUCGUCUGCAUGUCCCUUUAAGGAAAGAAUUACUUUGCAAGUCCACAAAAAAGAUUAAUAAAAAAACAAGGUAUAGGCAUUAUUUGUUUUUUAUAGAUAUUAAUGUUGUUUUGGUGCAAAGUGCCUGUACCAACUUCUCUGUAAACACUUUUUUCUCUGAAAAGCCAAGUGUUUUAUUUCUCUCUAAGAACAACUCUGGUGGCUGUCUCUCCGUAGCCACUAGAGGUGCUUCUUAUUAUGGUCUUGGAGUAAUUCCUGGACUGACGUUUGGCUGCCUUAUUCUCAGUUUGAAACACCUACACUCUCCACGUAGAGAUCCAUUGGUAUAAUACAUCAAAUGAGAAGAUGUUAAUUGUAGCAGUGAGGUGAUUGCUGUACAUGCACAGUAGGCCCCUCAUUACUUCCCUAUGGAGAAACAUUGGAUUGGCUGAGAUUAUCGUAAUGAUGGUGAGGGGUGGAAAUGAGACCACAAUGAGGGAUAAAAGGUGAGUAAAACAAAUACAGUAACUGUUGAGUUUAAAACUGGAGGGGAAACAAGUACAGUAUCUGGAUAAUUUAUCCAUGAAUGUUCUAUGCAUAUCCCACUCCACAGAAAGUAUAUUAUAUGACAAUAGGAUAUGUUAUUCCCCUUUGGAAGGCCCAGUCAUUUUUCAGGUAUUGUUCAAUGACAUUGUGCAAAAGAGAACAGUUGUUAAAGCAGUAUCCUAUCCUAAGAGGUUGAAGAGAUGCCAAUAGGGCCACUACACCAGCACGAUUUCUGGCAAUAAAUCUUGGAUGCAGUUGCUGAAAUGUCAUGUUCUGGGAUAACCUUUUCUCCUCCUCUGAUCUCUGCAUCAUAGGGACUGUGCCCUGCUAACCCUGCUCUUACAGUCCUCCCCAGGAUGGCAUAGUUGCUGCUCACAGUAAAAUUUCAGUAAAAUUUUAAUGACUCAGCGCAGUAUAACAUACUACGUUUAUUGUGGCUAUAAAUUUUAUUGUUUAAAAAAAAAAAAAAAGUAACCAUCAUGUGUUUUUUUGUUUUUGUUUGUUUUUUAAUAAAAAAGUGAUAGAACAAAUGCAGAAAUAUAUCUGGCAUUCUCCUGUUUUUCUCUCUAUCCUAUGUUUGUCCUUAUCAAUCUGUAUGUGUGUUUGUAUGUAGAGGAGGUGCCAUGUUCCUCUCCAGACGCUGGCAGCUUUCUCUCCCAUUAGCGCACAUCACAUGUUCUCUCAGGUGGUGGGAUCUUUGCAUCUUCUAAGACCGAGGGAUCCUACAUAGAUAAUCUCCCUCACACACAGCAAAUGUUAUACUCAACGUUUGCACAUAGCUCACAAAGAUGCCUGAUCCCACCAGUCACCGAGCGUAGGGAAAUGAAUCAAUGUGCAUUCCCUUACUAACCCAACAUUACAUUUUGCCAAGUUGAGGCUUGGCUCAGGAGCUCAACUCUAAGUGCAUUAAUCUGUUUUCAAGCUGUUGGCGUAUUUUCUUUAGAAGCUGUUGUUAAAACAUCCUAAGUUUAUGUUUGACAGAGCUGGCCUAAAACUAAGUUACAUAUCACUGUAAUGUAACGAUUUUCUACAAUAUCACUUAUCCUCAGGACAACUAAAGUUUUCAAGAAGCCCCCCUUGUAUUUUUCAUUCUCUGUCCCUUCCUUUUUUUUUUCUUUUUCUAUUUUUUUCUUUUGUAAACCUACUUAUCGUGCGAUUCACUUUUACAGCGACAAUGUUUGCUCAGGCUCGUGCAGCUGAAAUCAAUGCCAUGGUUAAAGCCGUCUCCCAGAAAACAUCGAACUGUUUAGUGUUUCAAUCGUUACCCAGACACAUGCGCAGAAGAGCCAUGGGCCACGACAUAAAACGAUUACCUAGGAGAUUGCGAGAAAUUGCUAAAAAAGAGGUAAUUUUAUAACUUUGCACAACUUGCAGAUUUUUGUGGUUUAGCAACAAAAAAUAUUAUCAAGUUACUCGAACCCUUUUAACUGUGCUGUUUUUUGGGGGGGGUGAGGAGGAAGAGGGAAGGUUUGGGGUUUAUUUUCGUUUUUUUGGGCAUUGCUACUUAUGUCCCCCCACCCAAUUGUAAUGUCAAAAUGAAAGAUUUAACUUACCUGGUAUUCCCCUUCCCCCAUUAUGUCAAAAUGUAACUUACCUGGAUUCAAGCACCAGGCAAAACUCCAUGCACUGGUUUUCACGCUUCUGUCAAUGUUACAGCUGCCUGCUUAUGGUACAAUCAAAUGCUGCCUAUAGUGAAGAAUUUAAUUGGACCAUUCUAACAGCUCAGAGCGAAUGCACGUACUCUGAGCCACCUGGGUAGAGUAGGAAGUAAUAUGUAAAAAAAUAAAUAAAAAGAAUAAUUUACUAUGAAUACUAGGAGGGAUUGCAUAGAGGUAAGAUCAUGACUCAUUGUGCCUGUCAGCACACUGACAGAUAUCAUUUUUGCACAGACUUGACAUUAGGCAAACUGGAGUAGUCAUGUGUGACAUUGGUGUAACAAGCCCCCUGGAAAAACGGUUCAAGCACAAACUGCACAUAAAUACCAGCAAGAUCCUUCUAAAAGUUGUUUGAGAAACCCUUUACAUUGAACAGUUGUAUCUCGGUGUCAGUAGAAACCUGAACAUGUAUCAGAACAAAUCCUGUAGAGUAGUAUAGACGUGUUUUAAUCUGCCUCACCUUAUAUAUAUUUUGUUUUUCCUUUCAAGAUGGAAAAAACUGUGCAUCAGAAGAAAGAACUAUCAAAAAAUAAGUGUCGCAAAGCAAGAAGACGUCAUGGAAACCUCGUUAUGGAAUUCAACCGCAGGCAGAGGAAAAAUAUCUGGUUGGAAACACAUAUAUGGCACGCCAAGAGAUUUCAUAUGGUGAAGAAGUGGGGAUAUUGCCUCCCAGACAGGCCGACAAUGAAGAAUUACCGGGGUUGUUACAGAGCGAUGACAAACCAUUGUCUUCUCCAGGUAUUUUGGGUUUUGUCCUUAUGGGUGACUUCUUCCAUUAUAUGUGUCUUCCCUCUCCGAAGUUUGUUUCUUCUGUAAUAUAAUAUUUGAAACUAAUUCAGUGUGUGCCUAUCUGGAAAAGUCUACUACAGUUAAAGGGACACUGUAGUCACUAUAACCACUUUGUCUCUUUGAAUUGGUUAUAGUGCAUGGAGUGCCCUGGCACUGUCCCUCCAUUCAGUGUUGCACCAUGUUUGUGCAGUAUGCCACAAAAUAAGAGUCCCUGGCCACCCACAGUCCGGCACCUUCUGUAUGUGUAGCUAAGGCAGAGAUUACACACUUCCUUGUUGUCUUACCCAUUCAUACCAUCAGUUGGAGCUCUGACAGGUUAAAAGCAGUCAGCUGACACUCUCAGCCAAUCACAGCUGCCCAUUGCUGCUCAGGGUAAUACUUCCUUAUUAGCCAAAGCAGCACAGAGGGGAUGGACUGCCGUGGUCUCUUGUUUAGCAUUAAAAAAUGACAACAUUAAAAACUGUUUAAUGCUGAAAGAAAUUAUGGCACCAUGGGACUCCAUACACUAUAACCAGUUUAAUGAGAUGAAGCAGAUACAGUGCCUACGGUGUCCCUUUAAUGGGUCUGUAUGAGCACCAUAAGAACUUUGCAUUAUAAAUUAGAGAAUACGCUCUGUUUGCUUAGAACUACAGCAAUUAAAAUCACUUCUGCUGUAAGCUACCUCCUUGUUCACACUCUACAAAAGUAGAAUUUGCCCAUGUUUGCAUGUGUCGUCUUAUGUUAUGAGUGGUACUGCUUCUAGGGAUAAACUACAUUUGUCGCAAAUUUAUUAUGUCAAUUUUCCAAGCAAUCACAAGCCCCCUGUUUGUUAAAGGGUUACUCCUUCUGAUUUUUGAAGUGGUCAUGAUGGUAGCAGUCUAGAUGUGCAUUGUUUCAGCUUGCAAUAUUGCACAUCCAGAGAUAUUGGUAAUUGUAUGCCAUGGGCAAGUUGCACCCCCAGAAAAUGUGACUUUAGGCAGCCCAGAACCAACAGAAUGUCAAUUCUGUUCAUAUUUUACGUCUGCCAUUAGAACGCUCUUGUCUUCCCUCCCCCCGUCCCACACUGAUAGCAGCCCUUCCCUCCUCUCUAUCCCGUUCGGUAUAUUUUUUUAAUGCCAUCUAAGCCAGUAAAAUUGUCCAAUCAAAGACUUCUCUAUGAGAAACCUUUGAUUGGACCUUGGCAUGGCUCAUGUGAUGUCAGAUCGCCCUGAUCUGCCAAGCAGUACCCGCUGCUGAAUUAAGGUAAGUAAAAGUUAUUUUAAAACUUUUUUUUUUUUUUUGUGUUUAUGUUGGGGGAGAGGGGGAACUACAGGGGACCUAAUAAUACCAAUAGAACCUAUUUCUUAUAAUGGCAAAAAAAGAGUUGAAGAAACCCUUUUAUGAAAUUGUGCAGUUGCUUCCAUGUACUAUAAUCUUUUUUUUAAUUUAUUUUUUUAUUAUUAUUAUUAUUAUUAUAGGAUUUGUCUUAUCUGUGCUGUCUGGAAUUGAUUGGUGAAGAAAAUGACAUUUUGAAGUCAAUGUCAAGACUUUGUAGUACAGACACAGGUAAUAUUGUCAACUGACUGAAAUAUAUAUAUAUAUAUAUAUAUGACACAAUAUCAUGAAAGACAAUGUUUUAUUUAUGAAUUUAAAAGUUGUGUAAUGCAGGAUUGCUCAAUGCAGUAAAUUGUGCCGUGUGCAUUAAACAUGGUUUAAUAACAUUUUACGUGAAAGGUUCCACAGAGCUUUUUUCCAAUGGAGAUUCUUGAUUAUUCCAGACAUAUUAAUAUUUACACAAUAUAAAGCAAUUUUUAAAGUGUGUUGUUUUCUGGUACACAGUAAAAAUCCCACUUUUUUUUUUUUUUUUUUUUUUUGCACUUUUUCUUUUAAGGCCCAUCUUUUGCUGCUGCGCAGUGUCUCUCUGGAAGACGCCAAGGCUCUCUAACGAUGUACAAAGCUGAUAAGUAUCCAGAAGAAGCACUGGGUCCUGUUACUUUUAUCUGGAAACCUAAGGGUGCACAGUGUGUACCAUCUGGACAGAGACAGCUGUGGGUUUGGAUGCAUCCUGCUAUGAAACAGGUAGUGAUCCUAUUGUAGUCUCCACAAUUAUUAAGUCAGAUGCUGUCAUUCAUCUUCCUGAAAUUAAAAUUCAAAGUCUUUAAUUAGCUACAUUGCUGAGAGCCAGCUGCCUUGUAUCGUAACCGUAAUGGUGCAUGGAUUCACUUGAUUUCUCUGCCAUGUUUAUCUUUUUUAUAACCGAUGCCAGAAAAACUGGCAUCGGUUGGUAUUUUCUUUUUGUUAUUUGGCAUUAAUUGUUUUGUUUCUAUGGUUAGAGUCCUCAUGGAACUAUGUCCAACCCAUCUAGAGAAGCAGAAUAAAUCCGCCGGGGCUUUGAUCCUUUUAUUUUUCUAUGUUUCCCUAACUAUUUCCCACUUUUAUAUCAGCGUUCCGGAUAGACCGUUGAACAGUUUGACACUUUGAAUGUUUGUUUUUGUUAAAUGGGGAGUCUAGCAGGUAAAGGUAAACUCUCUAAUAAUAAGCAACGUUUGAUGUAUUGAUCAUUUUCACUGUUACAUUUUCUGCUUUCCACUUUGUUUAUGCAGCCCUAGCCACACCUCCCAUGGAGAAGCACACAGCCUCCAUGGAGAAAAAGUUUCAUUAUGAUACCACACUAGAGGCUGUUGCAGACUAUAGCAGGCAAUUAACAGAGCAAUAGAUAAUACAUUCUAAAUUAAACAGCCUGUGCUAUGAGAUAAGUUUAAAAAUUAGAACUCUUUUUCAGGAAGUGUGUAGGGAGGCUGUAUGUGUCACAGUCAGGGGAGGUGUGGCUAGGGCUGCAUAAAGAGUGAUUUAAUUCCUAAACGGCAGAGAAUUGAUCUGCAACUUAGCAGGGGCAUGAUAUAUACACCAAAACCACUUCUAAAAAUCUAUAGUAGUUUGGGGCUUAUCGUCCCUUUAUCUAAUAGUAACUAUCUUCCCUAUGCAGUAGCAGAAGCGGAUGCAUGAAUUUUCUUGCAAUCACUGUGAACGUUUACAAGCAUUCAUGACCUUGUAGCACAGGAAAUUAUCAUAUUGCCCUAACCUCUCGCCACGGUGAACUUAUCAGAAAUGUCUGACAUUAGAAUGAAAGGACAAAUUGGUUUAGUACUCGUAGAGUAAUGGGCUCCAGCUAGCAACAGUAAAUGCACAUAGGUCUCAGUCGCUUCGAGUAACAUUAACAGCAGCUCGAUAUGUUUGUGUUAAAGCGGCUGUCAUAAAUGUAGAACAAAAUCCAAAGUAGUCUAACGAUCUCACAGUUUCUUCACGUUUCACGGGGGUGUGUAUCCAGGAUCCCAAUGUCUGUCUCGUAACUACUUGGAUCGUCUUGCCCAUGUUUCAGUCUUUAAUUUUUGGCUUUCUUUCUUUUCAUCUAUAGAUAAGGUAAUUUGUAGGAAAACUCUCCAUCCAAAGUUCCUUCUUUUUUUUUUUUUUAUCUCUCCUAUGUUGUCUUUCUACUUUUCAUGUUGGGUGGUCUCAUAAACGCAGAGUGAAAUUAUCUGUUUCCUCUAAGGACUCCCAAGGAUGCCAUACAUAAAAAAAAAAAAAAAAAAAUUUAUUGAUCAGUAUGGAUCGAGUUUUCUUGAAUGUGGACACUGUAAAGUUGAUGAAAAAUAGACCAUAUUUUUCUCUUUUUAAAUUAGGAUGUACUAAAAGAGCUGAGACACGUUUUCUCGUGUGAGGAAACGCCAGACAAUGCAGUGCCAGCAGCUGUGCUCCAGCAGGAAGAGCUGCAAGUGGUUCCUAAAAGUACCAGCAGGAAAAGGAAAAGACAGGAUAAAGAAGGUGAAAAAGUUGUUCCUGUGAAAAAGAUCAUCGGUGAUGGAACAAGGGAUUCCGUAGAGCCCUAUAAAUGGACCUCAAAAGAAAGCUCCAUCGUCAUUAGGUAUGCAAGUUUAAUAUGGCACAAGGUGUUCACAGAAAAAUACUAAAUAGAAUUUUAACUCAGAUUUUAAUAUUUUUGGAUAAACUUUUAAAAUGAUUAAAUAUUUUGAAAAAUGUUUUAAUAUUUUUAUAUAUAUUCUAUUUUAAAAGUUUAUCAAAAAAUAUUGAAUGAUUUUAAAAUCUUAUCCAAUAUUAUUAAAUGGAAGCCUGUUUUAAGUCCAACAUGCUAUCAUAGCUAAUGCAGUCUGUUGUCAUUAACUAAUGAUCCAUGGCGGUCGAUAUGUUUUUGCCCUUUGAGUCUGUGUCUGAUGGCUGGGGUAGUUUACUAACCAGUAUAAAAACAUAUAUCGCAUGUAAUAUGCUGCUAUUAAGUUCAGCCAAAGCUGUUAUGUCUGUAUGUCUACCCAUAUCUACCUCCUCUCUUGAAUGUUACAGCCCAUUUGUAAAUGGUUUCCUAUUUAUUUUCUUACUCUUACCAUUUCUAACGAAUACAAUUGUUUAUGAUACUGAAGUGUUGGAGAGUCUCCUCCCCAACUGUAAAAUAAAGGGUUAACUCUUACUUAUAUAAUCUAGUGGUGGGGCGGUUCAUUACCUUGGUUUAUAACUCAAGCGAGUCUGAGGACAACAUUUCACGAUGAGACUGAAUAGCCAUAGAGUUUAUUGAAGGAGCUAAAUGGUGCCUUCUGCAAUUUAAAAUUAAAAUGCACUUUUUUGGUUUUAUUCUCCAUAUUGGUGAGCCCUCUUUCCAGAGUAAUCACCAAAAUCUACAUUUAUUAUAAAGGGGAACUCUCCUUUUAAUCAAGUAGUCUCUGGAGGUCUCUAGGCAACUGUGAUCUUAUGCCAUUUCCCCUAAAAAAAAAAAAACCUCGCCAGUACAGCAACCCCUAGAGCAGAUGAUCGCCUUCAAAUGGUGGGUCUUAAAGUCUGUGGCAAAUUGAUUCCUAUUCAGAUUCCUGUUUGGAUCCCCUUCUCAUCCUGCUCGAUCUGGAAGCAUAGAGUGAUGAGAAUGAGUUGUAAUGCACACUGAAAAAGUGGGGAGCACCCAACCCAUUUGUGCCUCAUCUAUCCCUGACAUCCCUCUCACUGUCAGUGUUUACAUGUAGCAAUGCUAAAUAAAAUAUGUCCGUUCCUUUUGACUUUGCUCUUUCUGUGUUCCUGCAUUUUGAUCAUAUAUAGAUUUAAUAUUCACAUUCUGUUGGCAUUUUUAGAACUUUUUAAUAAUUUUCGGUCAGAUGAGUGUCAAUUCUGUACCAUAACUGCUAUAUGUUACAAACGUUAUAUUUGCCCUUCAGGAAUUGUCAGAUAUUGUUGUCAAAGCAAUAUGCCUAAUUUAAAUGUUUAGUUAUCCCUGUACAGCAUUCUAUACACAAAACUACUGAUUUGUUGUAACUGGACAUGCAAACUAUGCCUAUAUUCUUUUAUAUUCUCAAUUUAAGAAAUCUAUAUUUUAAGCAAAUAAAGCUGUAGUGAAGAGUUGUUUUUUUUCAGUGAUCUGACUAUGGAAAUUGUCCGUUAUCGGCUGGUUGGCCCUCUCUCGCAUUCUGUCCUCACAGAAGUUCUUCGAGCUGCCCCUCUCCAUACGGUAAGGUCAAGAACCAAUUUGUUUACUCCUCUCUCAUUCUUUAGGCCUCAAUCUAACGUUUUCAGGUAAGCUUUUCAAAUGACUUUAUAGUGUUGGAUAAACUUCUAAACUUAUUUCAUAUUUUAAUAUAUAUAUACAUAAAUAAAAUAUACUGUUUGAUAUUUUGAAAAACAUUAUUAAAAGUUUUAUCCAAAAAUAUUAAAUCAAAGGUUUUGAUAGUGGAGUGUUGAGAAUUGCACCUAAACCUCAUAUCGGUUUCAAAACAAAAAGUGUGUCUGUCUUAUUCAGUGUAAUGGGCAGACUGUGUUUUUAAUACAACAUAUUUCUAUUCAUAUCAGAUGACCAGUUAACAGUAAUGGAAGUGUAUUUAAAAACCAUAUAAUAAGUAAAUAACAUUAAUUGCUCGGCUGCCCCUCUUCAUUACCCAACAUUCUUUGUACCCUGUAUCUAAGUCCAUGUAUCUUCAAGCUGUAUGUUUGUUUAUUAACUAGGGAGUGGAUGUUCCUGAAGGUGGACCUGAUAACUGGUGGCUGGAUUUUUGCAGGGACGAAAAUAAUGUAAAUCUGCAUAGUCACCAAGAGUCCAUGUUCCAGUUGUUGCAAGGUACUUUCACACCACAUUUCCUGGAAUUUAGAGCAGCUCUGUAAAGUAUAUGUAUCGUUUUGUCAGAACUUCGUGUUGGGUUUAGAACUGGGUUUCAUUUAGAGUGAUCGUUUUCAUUAUUACAUGCAUAGUCACUCGCAGAGGGUAACUGGCAAGCAGACAUUAAUAGAAUCAGUAGGACAAAUUCAUUUUUUUUCCUGUGAAUUCUUAAUGACAAAUUAUUUUAAUAAGAGAUUUAAUAUCUAUCUCAAAAUAAUAGAUCAUUUUAGAAAGUUUGUACAAAUGAUCUGUUAAUGAGAUCAUCUAUUUGGGGUUACAUUGAAGUAUGUAUUUAGAAUACGUUCGGUUGUAAUCAUGAGAUGUUUGUUAAGGAAAUCUUUCCCGUUGACACACAUUCUUUUGGCGUAUGACAUUGACCUGCUUUUUAGACCACCUACCCAUGUUCUCUUUUUCUAAAGCAUUAGAUUCUCCAGCACAAGUUCCACCUGGUACCAUUCUUGGACUUACAGUGGGAGAUCCAAGGCUCAACUUACCUAAAAAGAAGACAAAGGCAGUGCCAAAUCUAGAAAAAUACAAAGGUGAACACCUGAUGUUUCUAUGAAGUUACAUUUUUAUUCCAGAGUGUAGGAAAGGGCAGGUGUGCUGCUGCUGGUCUUGUGCUCAAUGGGAGCCUCUGUCUUGCAAUACAGAUGAUCCAGGUUCAAAUCCUGGGGAGGCCAACUAAGCGGUUUGUGGUUUUAGCGUUGCACUGUGACUUUUUAGCACUAUAACCCCUUAAUGAUACAUGCCGGAAAUAUUCCGUCAUGAUGCCCUUUUAUUCCAGAAGUUGUGUCCUUAAGGGGAUAAGCGUAUCUUUCUUUAUCUUGGAGUUGGUCCUUGUUUAAUGUAUGUGGCUUAGACCAAGUAUAAGUAACAGAUGGAUUUAGACUUGUUAGUUAUGUGUACAUUUUUCUAGAAUGCAAACCUUGAAUUGAGCCUUUCUAUUGGUGUGAGGUUCUAAUCUUCCAUAAAUUACACUGAUGUAACACAUUCUCUGUCUAGCCUGGGACCUCCUCGAACAGUCACAGCCCAGAAUGUUGGGACAUAUUUUCCAGAGGAAGCAAUUGACUGUCCUGUGCUCCAUGAGGAGAUGUUUCUACAAUGUGACCUGUUUGUUAAUACUGAUCAAGAGCAGCUUAGAACCCCUAUAGCCAAGUUUAUUUUUCAUUGUUGAUGUUCUGCUUAAUCCUUCUUUAGAUGGAGAACAAGUCAAAUCCUUAAGAAUGGAUGGCUUCCCGGUGGAAUGCACCCAAAGUCUUAUUUGGUCUUCUAGUGUACGUUCUAAAGUGACAGACGGGAAGAUCUCUGAGCAGGUUAUCAUUCUACUUUUCUGAAUAUUUUGCUAGUAUCCUGUGAAAUUUUGGGUCUGGGCUUAGAUGAAUUUAGCACCAAACCUGAUUUCAGCAGUAAAUACUGACCUUUCAUUUAGUUAUAAUUCACAUGUAGGCUGUAAUAAUUAUAUGUUCCAAUGACAUAUGCUGUGGUAUAUGAUACAUUUUUGUUUCUUCUUACAGGAAAUUAACCGUUUAAGAAGUGAGUUGCUGGUACCUGGCUCACAGCUUAGCCUGGGGGAUAAUGAAUCAAAGAUUCCUGUUCUUUUAAUUCAGCAACCUGGCAAGGUCACUGGCACUGAGCGACCGGGCUGGGCGAGUGGCUGGGACAUCUGCCUACCCAAAGGAUGGGGUAUGGCUUUCUGGAUCCCUCUUGUAAGUUGGGGAUAUUCACUAAACUGGGAUAUUUAUUGCCUUUAGAGAGAGAAAAAAAAUAAAAAUUUAGGCCACAAAGCUGGACUAAUAAGGGAGUUGACAAUAUAUUUUCCAUUCAGCUAAUUUGACUUGAAAUGUAUAAUUCCUUUGUCGUUUCUUCACAAUUACCUGUUUAGUUAUAAACUCUGUUGGUGACAUUUUAUAUUUUGUUAAAUGUCUACACAUGGUCUGAAUUGCUCAGUUGUUUGACAUGUCUAUAACCUACGUGUCCCGCAUUUCUCUGACCUUCAGGUUUACAGAGGUUUCCGGGUAGGUGGCCUGCAGCAAGAUUUGCAGCGUUCACAGUUCAUGGGAUCUCCAUAUGUUCCUGGUGACGUCCCUGAUUGCCCGGCUGGAAUUCAGUCUGCAAAGGAAACAGAAACCUGCUUGCUGGACAAAUAUAAAAGGUAACAUUCUCUCUCUGAUUCAACUCUGUGUUUGGCAUUAGGGAUUUUAUUUGGGAACUUUUUUAACUAGCUCAAUAAUAAUAAUACUCCUUAGUUGAGAAACAGCUUAAAAUGAUACACUAAUAAAAUGUUUCUUUUAGUAUAGUCUAAAUGUCUUUAAAUCACUUAUAAACAAAAUACAGCCAACAGAGUUAAUGUAAUUGUAAUAUCUGAAUGUUUUUUUUCUUUCUAAAUAGCUCUCAUCCUGCUAUUUUAUGGCAUUGCUUUCAUUCUUAAAAGGGAUUUAAACUAAUGAGGAUGUGAACACAAUAUAUCAACAAGAGGUUUCUGAUUUAACUGGGCACGCUGUCCACCAGAACAAGUAACUCAUUGUAGUGUAGUGGUUAUGGUGCUAAGAGUUUACAGCCAGGUAGCCAGUAGCCAUUGGUGAAUGUUUGGUGACAUGACUUAACAAUAAAAUGACAUAUUGGAAAUACUAUUGAAUACUAUGAUAUUGAGAGAUAUAUAUAUAUAUAUAUAUAUAUAUAUAUAUAUAUAUAUAUAUAUAUAUAUAUAUAUAUAUAUAUAUAUACUUUUUGUUUGUGGUAUGUUUAUUCCUCAUUCUCGGGUACUCUAUCAGCACAGUAUCUUAGCUGUUCCUAGAACUGCACUCUUCUGGACAGCGAUCUCAGAUGUACCACCUGGAGUCUGCUGAAGUCACUCCCCUAACCAUAUAUAGAAGCAAAAACCAAAAAGGUUAUGGUGGGAUAUAUAUAGUAUGUAUGUAUGUAUGUAUGUGUGUGUGUGUGUAUAUAUGUAUGUAUGUAUAUAUAUAUAUAUAUAUGUGUUUUUUGCACUCCAGCUUUCCUCCAUAUUUUUGCCCGGUGCUCAGCUGCACAAAAAUACAACUUCAAUAGAAGAGCCACCACUCAAGGACUUGUGCUGCCAUUUUAAUAAUUGCAGUUGACAUAGAUGAUGCCAAGAGCCUCUGCUAAUCUUGGGCAGAACUUGAACAUACAGUAAACCCCUGAAUCUUGACACUACCCAAAAACACUAUUCUAAACAUUAUCCUCAACACUACCCUAACACACCACCCUAAACAUUGUCCUCGACACUACCCUAACAGACCACCCUAAACAUUGUCCUCGACACUACCCUAACACACCACCCUAAACAUUGUCCUCGACACUACCCUAACACGCCACACUAAACAUUAUCCUCGACACUACCCUAACACACCACCCUAAAUAUUAUCCUCGACACUACCCUAACACGCCACACUAAACAUUAUCCUCGACACAACCCUAACACGCCACACUAAACAUUAUCCUCGACACUACCCUAACACGCCACACUAAACAUUAUCCUCGACACUACCCUAACACGCCACCCUAAACAUUAACCUCGACACUACCCUAACACGCCACCCUAAACAUUAUCCUCGACACUACCCUAACACGCCACACUAAACAUUAUCCUCGACACUACCCUAACACGCCACACUAAACAUUAUCCUCGACACUACCCUAACACUCCACACUAAACAUUAUCCUCGACACUACCCUAACACGCCACCCUAAACAUUAACCUCGACACUACCCUAACACGCCACCCUAAACAUUAUCCUCAACACUACCCUAACACACCACCUAAACAUUAUCAUCGACACUACCCUAACACGCCACCCUAAACAUUAUCCUCGACACUACCCUAACACGCCACACUAAACAUUAACCUCGACACUACCCUAACACACCACACUAAACAUUAUCCUCGACACUACCCUAACACACCACACUAAACAUUAUCCUCGACACUACCCUAACAAUCUACAGUAAAGAUUUUUUUUUUUUACUUGUUAUUUAGUUUAAUGUCGAUGUGAAAUACGAUCUUUAAAACCUGUAAAAUUGCUGAACCCAACUGCCUAGGUAAAUUGGGCUGUUGAAUCUGCAGAGCCACCUAGUGGCAAAGAUCUGCAUGCUACGGUAGCCCUACGUUUGAUAAAAUUCAGAAUGCUUGAAAUUUCUUCCUCAUUAUUAAAAAUCUACUUAUAUACAAUUGCAUUUGUUUUCCCAUGUUAGGCGUCCACCUGCAAAGAGAACAAACUUCAUUAAGCAUGGAAUUCUUGCUCCUUUUCGAUGUCCUUGGGAACAGCUAACAAGAGAAUGGGAGAUCCGAGCCAGAACUGACAAAGAAUCAAUUGGACGUACAGAGGAAAAUACUGACAGAGAGGAAACGAAAGAGAUAGCGUCCGAGGCUGCAGAACCAGUAGAAGAACAUGGAGUCCAGACUUGUCCUUCCAGUGCUGAAAACGAGCCAGUUGUAAAGUCCGAAGAAAAAUGUGGAGAUGGAUUCCUUGUACUAAGGUUUGUUAUGGGUUUAAAAAAAAAAAAAAAAUCUUUAAUUCUCCGACUCGCUAUGUUUAACAAGUUUGUUGAUGACUUCGCCGCUUAAUUAUUAACCCCCUGAGUAGUGUACUGAGAACUCUGAACUCUUUGAUAUGGCGCACACGGAGUUAAAAUAUAAUGGGGUAUAUUUACUAAUGUUAAUAUGUGUACAAGACUUAUAAUUAAGAUAUACUGUCACUAGAUGUUUGUUUGUAAAAUAUAAUAUAAACAUGUUCAAAUACUACUAGAAUUUAUACCAUAUAUUGCUUAUUUUUGGCUUCCUGUUUUUGGAUAGUUAGCAGUAUGUGUCAUAUACUGUAAUUACGUGUACAAAUCUACACCUUUUUGUCAUGCAGCCGGGCGCCUCCGUCUUAGUUCCCUGUCUAUUAUUGUUAUAAGCUUUGUCCUUUGCACCGGUUAGUCAGCACUGCUAAAAAGACACAUUGUUUCCAUCUCUCCUUUUAAUAUGCAAUGUUUGCCCUGGCUGUGCCUUGUCUGAACUAGAUUACAAUGCAAUUUGGUAAAUCUUUAAUAAAUAUGUAAAAAAUAAAAACAUAGAAUGUCAUAAAGUUAACACAAGCUAUAGGUGAUUCUCAGUCCGUGUAAAAUCCAGAGAACUGACAUUUCCCCUUUUAAAAUGUGGAAUUCCCUGAUCAGUUUCCCGGUUUGUAGGGUUAUUCACUAAAUUGAAAUGUGUGAGAAUGUGCUGCUUUUAAGCAAAAUUAGCUGAAUUGAAAAAAAAUAAAAAUAAUCUUUUUAGUGAAGAUUUGUUUUUGGCUAAAAUUUGAAAAUCCCUUGGAAUUUUCAACAGUUUACAUUUUAGUUAGUGAAUAACCCAAAGCGUUUAAUACCAGUAAAUGUGUCUCUUAAGACAUUAAUAUUUUAUCUCUUUCUAAAUCUUUAGAUCUGACACGUUAGAUAUUUUUCUUGCUUUUUCUCUCUCUUCAAAUAGAUAUUGCUAUCUCUCCAAGUAAAUGUAGCUACAAUGUUUGCAUACAUGUCAAAUUAACUUUAUUUAAAAUGUAUGGUAUAUUUUAGAGACAAGAAGCUCCUGUACAAGCUGUCUGCAUACUGUUCUUCAUUUCUCCGAGGUGCAAGAGGUUGCCAGUCUAUAAAAGCCACAACGCAUGAAUUGGCAAGUACGAUUAACCCAAUUCUGAAAAACUUCCCAAGGUCACUAGUUUGGGUUAGACUGUCCAUGUUGACUAAAGGUAGUCCAGAGCUACAUGCUCUUAUCAGCAUUCCAUCAGACCAGGACUUACUGCAGAUGAGCAAAGAUAAGUCUUUCCCUGGCCCCCAGGAGCCCAAACACAGUGAUUCUUUCAAGAACAAGGUAGUGAAACUUAAAAAGGAGAGGAUGAAAGAGAAGGCUAAAAAAAAAGCUUGUUCUUCAAAAGACAAAGAGGAUUCUGAGAAAAUCAUAACAAGCGAACAGGCUUUGCAAAACGAUGACCUGGUGCUUGGCUUGUGGCCUGAUCCAUUACCUGAGCUCACCACACACUGUAACAGAGUUCUCAUUGGGUUUGUAACACAAGGGAACUUUUCCUUGACUGUUGGUUGUGGUGAAGCAUUAGGGUUUGUCAGCUUAACAGGACUUGCGCAUUUGCUUUCAUGUCAGCCCGCAGAUAGGAGAGGGCUUGUAUUAAUAAGAAAUCCAUCCUCCCUACAGCACCGAUUUGCGAAGCUCUUAAUUGAUAUGUAAAAUCUCCAAAGAAAGGGGGUAAUGAGCAUGAUUUAUUUAAUGGGUCCUCCCACUGAUGACAUCAUGCAGCCUGGAAUAUAUAGCUUUUUUACGGGUGAGAGGUGCCUGGUUCUUUGCCUAGUGAUCUUGCGGUUCUGGAUCCACCAGGCACAAAUCCAUUUUUUCCUAACUCCCUUCCUGUGCCAUUACAUAUAAAAGGAUUGAAUUUUUGUCUGUAAUAAAAAGUGUUCAUUUUAUAUGAGUUUUGAAUGAUACAGAUCUCCUGCUUACCUCGUGUCAGAUAAUUUGAUGGAGCUGGGAUAGUAGCAUGCAGGACUUGUGAGUGAUCAGAAGUGCAGACGCAUAUUUCACACCAGUGGUAACAAUCGCCAUCUUAUAUGAAGCUUCUCACGUAGCAAAGUACUUUACUGGCACAGGGAACAUGUGUAUGCCAGCCCACAUUCCAAGAAGCAACUAUUGAGAUUACAACUCCCAUUAUCCCUUAAGCCAAAACUGGAGGGACUCCGUUUUCACAACCGUGACCGAGAACAAACUAAUGCAGUUUGUUUUGUAUAGAAAAUGCUUAAAUAUUGUAUAAAAUAUAACUUAAACUAUUUUCUUUUCACAUGUUUUGAAAGAUGCUGAAUUUUUUUAUGUUUAUUAAUGGAGAUAUAUAUAUGAAUGCAAAUAAUUCAAAUAUUACUAAAUAUUAUAAUGUUUGGGUUAACUUUUCUGUUUUAUUUUCAAUAAAGC